AUGGCAACAACAGAUACUGGCAUUGCACCAACACACACAACAAUUAUUACAAAUCAACCAGUCACUGAUGAAAGUAGUAGUAAUGAAACUAUUGUUACAAAAAAAAGGAAGAAGACUUCACCAAUUUGGGACGAUUUUGAUCAAGUUGAAAGUUCUGAAGGUACAAAAGCUAUUUGCAAGUAUUGCAAAUCAGUGUUUUUUUACGCUGGAAAAGGAGCAAGUACUUCACAUUUAUGGAGGCAUUCUAGUAGUUGCUUACAAAGGAGAUUGCAUGUUGCUGCACAAAAGAAGCAACCAUUGAUUCCAUUUCAACCUUCCAAUUCAAGUAUUAAUCCCUUUGUGACACCAGGUGCAAGAUAUUCUCAAGAGAAGAUGAGACAAAUAAUUGCUACAGCAAUUAUGAUUCAUGAGCAUCCUUUCAGCAUUGUUGAGGAUGAAGUUUGGAUGUGGGGCUUCCAAUAUGCCAAUUCUGAAUUUCAUAAAAUUUCUCGCAAAACUGCUCGAAGUGAUUGCUUGGCAAUAUAUGAGGCUGAAAAGAAACAACUGAAGGCUUUGUUACAAGGUGUUAGAAAGAUAAGUUUGACAACUGACAUGUGGAGAUCAAGUCAUCAAAUUGUUGAAUAUAUGGUUAUCACAGGUCAUUUUAUUGAUGCAGGAUGGAAUCUUCAAAAAAGGAUUUUGAGUUUUGUUCAGGUACCUGCUCCUAGACGUGGCAUUGAUGUUGCGGAUGCUAUUUUCAAGGCUCUUAAGGAUACUAUUUCAGAUAACAACUCAUUACCUGUUGGUGGUAGUUUGUUUCAUGUUAGGUGUUGUGCACACAUUCUGAAUUUGUUGGUACAAGAUGGGCUAGGUAAAAUUAAAGGUAUUAUUCAUAAAGUUUGUGAGAGUGUCAAGUAUGUCAAUUUUAAUGAUUCAAGAUUUAAAACAUUUGUUGAUAUUGCUGAAAACAAGCGUUUGAAGGAGAAAAAACUCAUCGUUGAUUGUCCCACAAGAUGGAAUUCUACUUACAACAUGUUAUCUGUGGCUUUGAAGUUUAAAUCUGUGUUUCCUGUUGAGUAUCCUACUGCAAACUUGUAUCUUCCUGAAGUUUGGAGAGUGAAACAAGUAAUUGAUGAUGCUAUUGAAGAUAGAGAUUCCUUCAUGAGAGAAAUGGCAACCUCAAUGAAAGAAAAGUUUGACAAAUAUUGGGGAGAAUGCAAUAUGGUCUUGCAAUCCACCUUCCUCCAGUACAACAACCUCUCACCACGUGUCCAAUUAGCAAUGAACUAG
Messenger RNA from Arachis ipaensis, 1269 nucleotides. The record is from RefSeq and is a predicted model, not a curated record. NCBI's taxonomy places the organism in Eukaryota, Viridiplantae, Streptophyta, Magnoliopsida, Fabales, Fabaceae.